CAAUAUUUCUCGUUCGACGAUUGGUUACAUCUUUAGGAAGUAUAAGAAAGCGGAUAGAAUCCUGUCAGUGCCUCAACAAGGUCGUCCACAGUUGCUGAAUGAACGAGAAAGACGCCUCAGCGUCAGGGAGUCAAAGAAAAACCCUAAGGGGUUAUCAUUUAAGUACUUCCGUUGGAACUGCGCCGAACAGCUGCGCUCUGGACUCGUAUUUUGUCUCCGUUAAUUUCGUGAAAGAGAUUCUGCUAGAAAGUAUAACGUAAGUAAACAUUGGUUGCCCUGAGGGCUCCUGCGUAUUCAUAGUUCAGGAAAAGCCUGAACUAAACCAUGAAGGAUUGUAAAUCUGAAAAGAUGAAGUAUUAAUGGGGAAAUUUGAUAAUUUAGGCCCUAAAAGGGAAAUAUGACGAGUGAUAGGAGAAUGCUUAUUUGGAGUCGUGAUGUGAAAUUGUGUCCGCCCUGAACGAGCUGGUCCAAAGCGGAAGUGUUCGAAAGUCUCCCACUAACCAACAUGGCAGUUUGACAGCCUAGAGAAAGGGGACUUCAAAUCACUGUAACAUUUUAAGGUGAGCUAGACAAUGAUGUCUGUUUUGAACCAGAGCGGUGAAGAACAAGUUGAAUGCCCCUUGUGUAUGGAACCACUGGAAGUGGAUGAUCUCAACUUCUUUCCGUGCACUUGUGGAUACCAGAUCUGUCGGUUCUGUUGGCAUCGAAUUAGGACAGAUGAAAACGGUCUUUGUCCAGCGUGUCGCAAAGCUUAUCCUGAGAAUCCUGCAGAUUUCAAGCCUCUUACACAAGAAGAAGUGGCUAAAUUAAAGGCUGAGAAGAGACAUAAAGACCAGCAGCGAAAGCAAAAAAUCACUGAAAAUCGUAAACAUCUGUCUAACGUUCGUGUAGUUCAAAGAAACCUGGUGUUUGUUGUUGGAUUACCAAUGAGACUAGCUGAUUCAGAGGUAUAA
Molecule: messenger RNA, 953 nt
Organism: Gryllus bimaculatus (two-spotted cricket)
Lineage: Eukaryota; Metazoa; Arthropoda; Insecta; Orthoptera; Gryllidae
Source: the annotation of a GenBank genome assembly